Molecule: messenger RNA, 2486 nt
Organism: Orbicella faveolata
Lineage: Eukaryota; Metazoa; Cnidaria; Anthozoa; Scleractinia; Merulinidae
Source: RefSeq, a predicted model, not a curated record
GUGAAGAGGAAUAAGAUGAAGUUUUGAACAACUAGUAGAUCUAAACUAAAACAAUUAGAUUAUGAGCUUGACUGCUCUAUCUCUCUGUGCAUGAAAGUUGAUGAAGGCUGUGCUCUGGUCAACUAUCAGGCAAUAGAAAUCUUAAGUUCGUGAUCUUAUUGUUGAAUCUGUUGUAGGGGCAAUGGAAAUAACAGAGGAACCAUUAUCCCAGAAAAUAAAAGAAGGCUCAAAAGCGGAGUUGGUGUUUAAGUGCAAAGCUCAAGGAAACCGCAAACUGACCUAUCAGUGGUAUAAAGAUGGUGCAGUGUUACAGGGAAAAGAAGAGGGCACACUUGUCCUUAAAUCUGUUACAUUACCUGACUUUGGCUGCUAUAAGUGUGCUGUUAGUUGUAAAGAUAGUUCCAGCUUUAGAGUAGAAUCAUCGCCUGCAGAACUGGAUGUUAAACCUCGUGAUGGAACAACGUACAAAUGUCUGAAAGAUAUUGACCUCAAUACUCAAGACCGGAUUGAAGACCUUCUCACCCAGAAAAGUUUCGGUUCCGGAGGGUGGAGGCAGAUCGCCUUCAAGUAUGAAAUGGAUCAUGUCAAAAUUAAAAACCUAGAGAACGAUCCAGAGGCCGGCAAAAACACACUGGAAUACCUUCGGUCAAGCAACCCAGAUCUGACGGUCUACGAUUUUUGUAAGGCACUUAAAGAACAUAGCGUAAAGCGCCUCGAUAUUGUUAGGGAAUUAAUGGGACAUCUUUCAGUUCCCAGUUCAUCAAAUGUAUAUGUGUAGUUCUGAAAAGCUGUUGUCAAUUUUGGCGUAGGGCGGUAAUCGCUCGAAGGCUAAAUAUGGUGCUUUCCCUUCCAACUAGAGCAGCUCUGUCUAGUGACCCUUUGUUAAAAUUGGACAGCUUUCUUCAGAGCUUGCAGGCCUGUCCUGGUAAAGCCUCCCAAGCAAUUUAGUGUUGUUAUCAUUAUCAUUAAUUAUCAGUUCAUAAACUCAGCGUAACAAUUAUUUUACGCGUAGUAAGUCGUUUUGACAUAGUGACUGUGCCAUCGUACCUGUCGUGUUUGACAUAUCGACGUCAGCCCGGUGGGUUUGUCAUAUGGUCAGCAUUUAUUGUUGUACAAAUUGAUUUUUCACCAAAAUAGCUAUAUUUGUAGAUCACGAUAAAAAGUGACAUAGCAGUUUUUUGCUAGAGAUUUUAGGAUGUUUUUACAAUUUGUUAUUACUUGUCGAUCUCGGCGAGUAGUGUAAUUCCAUGGACUAACAGUGGACCAAGAUUUCCAUUUUAGUCUUACGUGUGAUGCCGUUUUUGUAGAGAGAGAUCCCUUUAAGGGUAUAUCAAGAGGUCCUACUUAUUGUGACCAAGAUCGUUUCACCGUUGGACCCGAAACAUAAAGAUAAGGGUCUGUUAGAACAGCUAAGACUUGACUUAUUAACGACAAAUGUGUUAUUGAUGAGUUAAACACUUAAAAGAGGGACCAUGUCUUGCAAUUUUAGAACAUUUUGCUACCCAGAAACUUACGUACCUUCUGUUUCAAGGAGACAAUCAAUUUUAACUAGAUGUUUGUAAUUAUAAACGUCUGUUUUAACUGGUGAAAGUAAAAUUAAUAGCUUAAGAUUGUAGAAUAUUUAGACAGGUUUUAAGACUACAUAACUUAAUUUCUUUUCUUUAGUAGUGCUAAACAGAAAAUGCGUUUUGAAGAUCUUCGUUUUAGUAAUAUUUACUGGGAAGCCAAAAUUUAGUCUUAUUACCCAAGCUAACGUGCAUAUGCUGUACAGUAGCCAGUUGGUGUUUAGGGCUUGAAACACGAGCGAAAAAAUGUAACAGGUCUUUCAACCCACGUAUUACCAAAAGUUGUCAAAGUCAUAUUCACCUAAAACUUAUUGGUCAGGUUAAACAACGUAGGCAUUGAUCACCGAUAUCACUGAACUUGCCAUGUAGUUAAAAUCUCGGGAAUGGCAGAGUAAGAAAAAAAUUACAGAUUGAUGCCUAUAGAAACGAAGGAAUUUGAAAGUUGGUAUGCCAAAAUCUUCGUCUCAAGGGUUGAGAGGACUGUCCACACUUUAUCUUUGUUGUACAUAAUAUGAGCUUUUUUUAUAGAAUGGGGCAGGAGAAAUCUCGAACGUUUUUAGCUGAACAUAGUUGUGCGCGAAUGUGACAAACAUUCAAGAAUAUUCUGAAUGCCCACCAAUUAUUUGUAGCUGGUCUACCCGAAGCCUAAGGUGGCAGGGCAAAGCUCUGUUCAUGAGGAUAAUUGUAGAUUUUAUCAUAGAUUUAUUCACCUGUACUAAGAGUAUAGUUUAAGGAAUAGUGUAGAACGUACAGAAUUAUUUUUGUAUGUAGACAGUAGCUGGUUUACAGUAUUAGGUAUUUUACACUUUAGAAAUGUUUUGAAAUUUGUAUUUGUUAUUGUAUGUAUACUUAAUAUGUAUUUUUACUACUGUGUCUAUUUUUGUAGUUAUUAGAAUUAAAUUUGCAAUGAAUUCCAAUGCA